This is a messenger RNA of Coccidioides immitis RS, 501 nucleotides long. RefSeq lists its product as uncharacterized. The coding region runs from base 1 to 501 and encodes 166 amino acids. NCBI's taxonomy places the organism in Eukaryota, Fungi, Ascomycota, Eurotiomycetes, Onygenales, Onygenaceae. The record is from RefSeq and is a predicted model, not a curated record. The transcript has 2 exons.
AUGAGCUAUGAAAUCUCCACACCCUCUGCAUUUGCUCGGCAUACUUUUUACUGCCUUAACUCGCUUAUAGUUGCAUUCUUACAUCAACAUUCAUUCAAAUUCGCAAUUGAGUUUGUGGACAUCGAUGUAUCUGAGAUCUUCAAGGAGUGGCUAGCGAAGAGGAAAUUUUGCGUUACGUUUCUGGUGAUAAUCAGGGGCAAGACCUGUGUCAUGAAGGUGCACCUACCACAUCCUAAGAUAAAGUUUGUCAAAGAUGAAGAUUCUCCCACAGCUAUUCUCUCGGACUAUAUUCUCAACAUAAAAGAGCUAAACUGGAUCAAUUACUAUGAGAAGAGGAUGCAAAAUUUUGUUGAUGAUCUGAAUACAAUUUAUAAAGCACUUGUUCAACACAGCAGUGUUCAUUCAAGAAAUAUGAUGAUUGUGGAAGAGGAUCUGAAAAGGGCAACUUGGAUAGACUUUAACAGGGCGCAGACAUUUAGCCAAGAGCUUACAGAGAGGUAA